Brugia malayi is the source of this 543-nucleotide messenger RNA. RefSeq lists its product as uncharacterized. The transcript is spliced from 5 exons. The record is from RefSeq and is a predicted model, not a curated record. NCBI's taxonomy places the organism in Eukaryota, Metazoa, Nematoda, Chromadorea, Rhabditida, Onchocercidae. The coding region runs from base 1 to 543 and encodes 180 amino acids.
AUGGAAGUUAUAUCAGCAGGGAUCACUAUGGACGAAGAGAUGGAUUGCACGUCAAGUUUAUUGACUCAGCAUGAAAGACCUGAAUGCACUGAUUCUUCUACUGAACCGAAGAGACAACGACUAGAUGAUGAUGCUGAUGAAAAAUUAACAGAUAAUGCGAUUAGAACUAAGAGACUAACUCAAUUAAAGAAAGAUAUUGCUAUCUUGGAGGCUGCAGUUCGGCGCGGUCAAGAAACGGUAGAAAAAAUGUUAAAUAUGGCGGUAGAAGACAUGGCAAUUGAUCCAUUGUCUCGACAGGAAGAUCUCUUAAGGAGGCGUCAUUCACUAAUGGCUGAGAUUACUUCUACACAAAAAGCAGCGGGAAGAAUGAACCGAGUGGAGCGUUUGCAAAACGGUUCGUUGGUGGUUAAUUUAUUGGAGAAUAUCGGAAACAGCAACGAUACUCCUUUUAUUAAAGUUGAAGCAUGGGAACUAAAGAAAUGCGGUUGUGAUUUCUGCAAUGUUUAUAAUUCAUCCCGAAUUGAGCUCCCACCACGUGUCUAA